Magnolia sinica is the source of this 956-nucleotide messenger RNA. RefSeq names its product (DL)-glycerol-3-phosphatase 1, mitochondrial-like. The coding region runs from base 76 to 801 and encodes 241 amino acids. Gene Ontology annotation, biological process: glycerol biosynthetic process. Gene Ontology annotation, molecular function: sn-glycerol 3-phosphatase activity. NCBI's taxonomy places the organism in Eukaryota, Viridiplantae, Streptophyta, Magnoliopsida, Magnoliales, Magnoliaceae. The transcript is spliced from 6 exons. The record is from RefSeq and is a predicted model, not a curated record.
UUGCUCAGGGUAGCUUUCCCAGUAGAGAAAGAGAGAGUGAAGAGGGAGAGAGGUCUUCUUCUUCAACCCGUACAAAUGGCGAAAGCGUCAGUUGAGAAGUCAGCCACACGCGCGAUCACUCGCAUCAUAUUCGAUAUGGACGGUCUCUUGAUCGACACUGAAAACUUCUACACUCUGGUCCAAGAAAAAAUCCUCGCUAGAUACGGAAAGCAAUUCGAUUGGUCUCUUAAGGCGAAAAUGAUGGGGAAGAAAGCGCUAGAAGCUGCAGAGGUAUUCGUCAAUGAAAUGGGACUGAGUGGACUUCUCACAGCUGCUGAAUUUCUUGAGGAAAGGGAGGGAAUGCUACAGAGCCUGUUUCCAACUUGCCAGCUCAUGCCAGGAGUCAGCCGUUUGGUCAACCAUUUUCAUGCAAAUGGGAUACCUAUUUGUGUGGCCACAGGUUCUCACAGGCGGCAUUUUGAAUUGAAAACAAAAAACCAUGGCGAAAUCUUUAAACUGAUGCAUCAUGUGGUCCUCGGCGAUGACCCAGAAGUCAAAUGUGGCAAGCCAUCUCCAGAUAUAUUUCUCGCAGCCUCUAGACGAUUUGAGGAUGGCACCGUGGAUCCUGGAAAGAUUCUAGUAUUCGAAGAUGCACCAUCAGGAGUUGCUGCAGCGAAGAGUGCCGGAAUGUCAGUAGUUAUGGUCCCAGAUCCCAGGUUGGAUAGUUCGUAUCAUGAAGGUGCAGAUCAAGUCCUAAAUUCCCUUCUGGAUUUCGAUCCGAGCUGUUGGGGCUUGCCUCCAUUCCAAGAUGCUGCUAGCUAAAUGAUGCUUUCACCGGUAGCAUUUAGGAGCGGGUAUGCUGGUUGUUGAGAAAUAUAAUUCAUGAACUAGAGAGCUUGAUUGGGAUUAAUGACAAACUAUGUAAUUCUUCUAAUCUUUGGCUAUCAGCCUAUCCCAUAAUUCCAUAAUUUUAUUUU